Recurvomyces mirabilis is the source of this 2790-nucleotide messenger RNA. RefSeq lists its product as uncharacterized. NCBI's taxonomy places the organism in Eukaryota, Fungi, Ascomycota, Dothideomycetes, Mycosphaerellales, Teratosphaeriaceae. The coding region runs from base 1 to 2790 and encodes 929 amino acids. The record is from RefSeq and is a predicted model, not a curated record. Gene Ontology annotation, molecular function: guanyl-nucleotide exchange factor activity. Gene Ontology annotation, cellular component: plasma membrane. The transcript has 5 exons. Gene Ontology annotation, biological process: Ras protein signal transduction; positive regulation of GTPase activity.
AUGCCUUCAUCGAGCUCAGGCGGAGGAGGAGGACGGGAUUCCCGCCGCAGCUCGAAGUCUGGUGCUUCGGGCAACGAUGCGUACCGUACUUCCGAGCGCAAGGAGAAGGCGAAGAGUAGUGCGAGUUAUACGGCAGCUGCAUAUGGUGCGUCGAGGAGGGGCAGCGUGCAGCCCACCAUGGGUACUGUGCCUGAGCGGCCGAGGAUGAAGUCGAGGAACAAUUCGGCGCCUUUGAUUGCUACGCGGGAGCAGCAGCAAGGGAGCGGGCAAGGUCAGCAGCGAGGGCAGGAGGCUGACGGUGAGGAGGACGAGGAGGAUGCUGCUCAAAUGCGGGCGGGAGCGAUGGUGGAUGGACAGGACGAGGACGAAGUUGCUGGUGUUGUUGGUGCUGCGAGACAGUACCAGCCCUUUCAAAGUCCUGAGGUCUCGGAACCUCUCCCAGAAAUCAACAUCGCUGUCAUCGGAGCCGAGGAAGUGGGCAAAUCGACUUUCAUCCAGAGAGCAUUAGGUUUACCGCAUCUUCCUCCUUCGCAGGCGGCUGUGAAGAAGUUUCCUGUGGACGGCAGUGUCUACCUGGUGCGGUUACUCGAAUUACCUAUCAACGACGUGGAUGUUGACGAUGAGACGGUGACUUGGCCGGACGCGAUUGAGGAUUUGCCGAUGCCGAAAGUUGAUGGUGCGAUUACGCUUUACGAUAUCUCAGAUAAGGAGACUCUCAAGGACGUACCUGGUGUACUGAAUGCCAUAAGGCGAGCUUCACUACCAUCCGUACUGAUAUCAGCAAAGUGCGAUACUCCGCCAAGUGAGCGAGAAGUGGAUCCCAUGUCGAUCGAACGCAAUGCACUGCGCUCGUUCGGUGGGAUCAGUGUUCUGCAGACAUCUGAGAACAGUCUCGAGAGUCACAAGAGUGCCAUGGCUACGAUCCUCAAAUCGAUCAUUCUUGGCAUGCCAGGCGACACAAACCGAACGAGCCUCGCAACGAGGCGACGAGCACAAUCCAACGCCAGUAGACCAGUAUCACCUAGGCCGCCGGCCGGCACGGGACAUGCUCGGGCAAGCUCAGAAUUCUCUCUAUUAAUGCAGAAAGAUCCCAGUCAUGCUCGACACGACUCUAGUCUGGCAGGCUAUGGGUCCUCAACCCAACUCAAGGUGCCAAAGGAAGCCUCUCAUGAAGACAUGCAUCGAUCCUUCUACCACGAAGAGUCGGCCAGUGAGGACGGCUCGACGGAAUCUGCGUACUCUCAAGAAGCGGCAGAGUCUGUGCAGAGAAGUCAGACAUUCGCAGGAGCUGCAGCAACUACACCCACUACCGCCAGUCCUCCAGAAAGUGGCGCUGGUUUCGAGGAGCUGGUGGAUAGGUUGCUUGCGCCGCCAAUGCAGCCCAUGACGUCGAAACAGGAUACGAAGUUUGUAGCUGUCUUUCUGGCACUAUACCGGAAGUUCGCAGCGCCUGGCCGGUUACUGGAGGCGAUAGCAGAGCGCUUCGAUGCUCUCGAGCAGAAUGGAAGCGCUAUGAUGACCGUGACUCGCAUGCAGCUCCAAUACCUAGAAGUGAUGGACAAAUGGGUUGGCCAAUACCCAGGCGACUUUGCACAUCCUCGGACGAAGCGACGGAUGCAGACAUUCAUCACCAAAAUCUCUCAGACGCGGAUUCAUGGUGCUGCGGCAAAGGAGAUGGUGAAUCAUCUUGAAUCUGCCACAGAAGACGAUGACACGAACUGGACUUUCCCGGAUAAGGAUCGCGAAGUUGGUGAUAGGUCGUCGAAGGGUUCGAGGUCGAGUACCCUGAUCGACGAUCCUUCGGCGCUGUUUGAUGAGCAUUGGAGUGGGACUACACUUGGAGAGAUUAGUAUUACCUCUGCCAGCGACGGGACUGUACGUUCGAGCUCUGGGUCUUCGAUCAGCUCGUCGCAGAUCAUGGCCAAUGCUGAGGCGGCGCAGAAGGCUGCCGCCCUGUUACGACCUACUGGCAAGCGACCAAUUACGAAAGAUGAAUGGAGGAUGCUAAUGAAUGAGCCUGAUGCCUUGAUUGCGCGAGAGCUGACGCGAAUGGACUGGAUCAUGUUUUCGUCCAUCCGACCACGGGAUCUGGUCCGCAACGUUGCCUCGACCAGCGAGAGAGCAAAGUACAAAAACCUUCUCAACGUCGCCCGUAUGAGCGAACAUUUCAAUCGCGUCGCAGUCUGGGUCUCGAACUAUGUGCUUUUUCGCGAUAAGCCGAAGCAUAGAGCCCUGAUGCUGGAAAAAUUCAUGAGAAUUGCACGGAAAUUGAGAGAGCUGAACAAUUACAAUUCCCUCGGCGCCAUCAUCGCAGGGAUGAAAUCUUCCUCCGUUGGUCGUCUGGGGUUGACACGGGACCUCAUACCCACGGACGCAGGAAAGGAUUGGUUGAAAUUGGAGAUUUUGAUGGGUUCGUCGCGGUCGUAUGCGGCGUAUCGGAUGGCAUGGGAGAAUACUAACGGGGAGCGGAUUCCAUAUCUGCCCCUCCAUCUCCGAGAUUUGGCGAGUGCCGAGAUGGGCAAUGCUACUUUAAUUGGACCGGAGCGGGAUGGCAGAGUGAAUUGGAGGAAGUUCGAGGUUAUGGGUGAUGUGGUUGUUGGGAUUCAGAGGGCGCAGGGGACGCCGUACAAAGGUCUGGGAGGCGGGAAGGGGGAGGUAGGGGUUAGGGAGUUGGUGCUUGAUGUGAGGCUUGAGGAGGAGGAUGCUUUAUACGAGCGUAGUCUGCGAGUCGAACCUGCGCAGGGCGCAGGUGGGGCUUCUGAGAAGCUGAGGCAGCUUUUCAAGCGAUGA